AUGUCUCAAAAAUUUGAUCUGGUGCCGUUUGAUAUUUGGCAUGAGAUUGCCUCAUACCUAGGCCCCAAUGACUACGUUAAUCUUAGUCUUGUUAACCGAGACAUGUAUGAAAUGCUAAAGGACGAGUUCACAGCCCGAAAAUCCGCUCAGAGAUUUAUGUUCCACAGCGCUGAGUGCAGAUUGGCAGCCAGUGGGAAAAUCAGCUACCGCCAAGCCAUAGGACGCAUCUUCAAUGUUCGGGAGGCAGUGGCCACGGCAAAUCCUUACUCAGUGGGUCUAAUGGGUUAUGCGGAGAGCUUUCAAUUCCGGCAAGGUGUUCUCUGUUACCAAUUUGGGGAUGUCAUUAGGGUGAUGAAUGCCCGUGAAGCACAGGAUACAGAGGUUGUCAUUGAUGUUAAGGCGGCGUUUGCAGAUGCCGUCCUCCAUCGAGAGUUUACACAACAUGACGACAAUCUGAGAACGUCCCUUAAACACUAUUCCGAUGGCAUUGCUUCUUGUUUAUGCGAAUGGUCUAAUCGCGUAUGGCUACUGGUCUUUGAUGUUCAUUCAGUCCGUUUGGGUAUGUCUUCGAACCGUGUGAAGAUGGCACGCCAGUUGGACUCGACUCGAGGCCUUUUUAUUCGCAAUAAUGGCACCUACCUUUAUUACGGAACGCAUUCGAGAAGAGUUCAUCAUAGCCAUCGUGACCAUCAUGAGUGGUUAAUACACGGGGUGAAUUUAGAAGACAACAGUGAUAUUACAAAACGGCCGCUGCAGCUCGAGAAUGUCGUCGGCUCCGAGCUUGGGUCAACAAUUUGUUUCGAAAUACGAGAUGAUUUUCUCUAUAUUGUCUCCAAUCAAACACAGCACGAAGAAGAGGAAGUUGACUGGACGUCGUUUUAUAUCUGCGUGCGCAUUCCUCUGUCACGACCCACAGAGCCUAUGUGGCAACGAUACUGGCGACGGCAGCACCAAGAGGGGCCACUAAAUGAUACUUGGACUAGCUUAUCUCUACAGACAGAUGAUGAGACCGGGAAUUUGAUCAUAGUCGAAUCCCGGCGAGAAUGGCGAGAUGGUGGCAGUGAGAACUACAGGACUUAUUACAUGCAGCCUAUUGAUCGUCCUUUUGCCCAGAUGAAAUGGGAUGCUGAACGGCUCGGUCUGGCAGCAAUCCACCCUCUCUUUUUCACAGAAGAUCCACCUAGCCCUGGGUUCCCACGCUAUAGGCCUGUCAGUCGACUGCCUAGCGACGACCCUUUGAUACACACCCUCGAUGCUUUCAGCAAACCGAAUUAUGUUCCUCCGCGAAAACGUGUGAAGCGGCAGUAUCAUCAUGAAUACACUGAAGAAGAACGAGUUUCGGAUUUGCGAAGGGAUUUUCCACUUUCUAAAACAAAAUUCUGGGCAUAUCACCACUCAGCAGGGACGUUUAUCGACUUGGUAAAUGACCCAAAUUCUCAACACUCCUCAAAUUCAUCAGAUCGCCUACGCCUCCGCAUUGGCUCUCGUAAACGCAAGUGCCCUAUCGACGAAACCGGCGAGGAAGUCGAAUCUGGAUUUUUAUACCCUCCGGAGUAUUUUGACGAAGAUGGCACACCGAUAGAUUGCUCUGAAGAGCGAUAUGAAUCUCGUGGGAUCAAGCUGUGGCCUCCGGAUAAUGCACCGGAAGAGCUAUUGCGAAUCACCUGCCCACGAUCCGCUUUAGGGGCUGUUGAGGGGUCUACGGACGAGAGGACGAUUGUUUAUUUAACGAGAGCUGCAGGAAUGGAGGAUCAUAGGCAAGUAAUUGUCUUGAUUAAUUUCGAUGCAGCCAUCAGAUUUAAGGGUUUCAAACGACUAAAUUCAGCCUCAGUUCGUGGGAAUCCGAACCCGCAUGCCCACGCAAGUGAACUGUCUGCUAGUAGUGUUACCGAAGACCCAAGCAGCACAGCUCAGUACCUCGAGACCUCCCUUCCCACAGCUACAAGCUACUCUACAACAACACAGCCAUACCAAAACGAACGCUUUUGUCCUCUCGAGACCCCGGGGUACCAUGGUCUUAAGCUACCCGCUUCGGAACCACCAUGGUUCACGAUUGAACGCGCAUCGCAUUGUAGUAUGGUCGGGUACUGGCUUCGCUGA
Messenger RNA from Ophidiomyces ophidiicola, 2100 nucleotides. RefSeq lists its product as uncharacterized. Gene Ontology annotation, molecular function: protein binding. The record is from RefSeq and is a predicted model, not a curated record. The transcript has 2 exons. Lineage: Eukaryota; Fungi; Ascomycota; Eurotiomycetes; Onygenales; Onygenaceae. The coding region runs from base 1 to 2100 and encodes 699 amino acids.